GGGUCUCGUCUUGUGCGGCCUCGGAGAUCAGCAGCCCGCUUUUCCCCCAAGACCCAGCUUCGGCUUGCCAGCAGCCAGUAGGCAGUUGAUGGGAUUUUUUCCCAGCUUUCUUGUCCUGCUUUUGACCAAUGUCAUGACCUCUCCUCUCCCGCGUCCUAGUCUGCCUAUCGAGGCUAUCAUUGCAUCUGGUAUUCUGGUAAAUCUGGUCGAUGGCGGAGUGGGUCAUCCUAGCAAGAUCUCAUUUCCGUACACCGCACCGAAUGUCGCGGCCGCAGUGCACUAUGCCAGAAACACAGUUCAUGACGCUGACUUUACAUCCGAUGUGACCACAUCCACCCUAGAAGUCCCAUUUCGACACCUCAGACUUUGUAUCGGCGCAUCAUCCGACCCUUUUGUCCAUCUCAGAUCUCAGGGCCCCCGGAUUUGGCCUGAGAUGAUAGACAGCCCAACUGCGUUGAGGACAAGGCCAGCACCCAAGAUGAGAAUUGGAUUACCAUGUUCCUUUUCGGUUUUUUUUUUUUUCCUUUUUCGGUUUAUCCGCACCUUAACACGCUUAGCUAAGCCAGCCAAGGGUUCGGCCGAACCCCCGGAUUCAACGCGUGCUUUCAAUGGGCCCGCGUGGCCGUUGUCUCCAGUGUUCCGACCCUCUCUAUAAGCGCUCUCCGGCGAGUGGCUAAGGAAAAGGGUGACCUCAACACGAGACCUUGAAGCUGCCUUAGCUACCUGAGAGAUAUGUGGCAGGAUGGCAGGGUCCCUAAGCAGGGUCUCAAAAGACGUGAGCACCACUGCAAAAGC
Messenger RNA from Colletotrichum godetiae, 795 nucleotides. RefSeq lists its product as uncharacterized. The coding region runs from base 89 to 655 and encodes 188 amino acids. The transcript has 3 exons. NCBI's taxonomy places the organism in Eukaryota, Fungi, Ascomycota, Sordariomycetes, Glomerellales, Glomerellaceae. The record is from RefSeq and is a predicted model, not a curated record.